AUGGGCCCUAUUGCCUACUUUCUCGUCGUUUACGCUCUCGGCGGACUGACUUUCUUACCCCUACUCCUUGCAGCUCUUUUUUUGCAUGCAUAUCUUACAUUUCCGAUACCUCAGCCGACAAAGGAUCAAGAAGACUCUUUGGCGCUUCCCAAUGAUGAUCCAGACGUCUUGACGUCUUCUACGCCCAACCUUGCAGACGAGUUCAAAGCAAGCCGUCAUGAACCUGAUGUCGCAGCUGGAUAUUUUGCCGUCUGCAGAGAAUAUGUUCCCGGAGGAGUCAAUGGAAAGCCUCCUGAGCGCACAACGCCGGCUGGAGAAACGGUCGUGGCCGAGAGUCCCAGUGUAUAUCAGAGCAUGUACCGCAGCAUCUUCGAUCGGAGCAAGACGCCAUCCCUAGACGCAGGAAAAGGAGCCGGAAAUGCUUCCAAAAAGGCUAGGAAUGUGUUUUUUGUGGUGUUGAGGCUAGGCCAUUUGAUGCUUUAUGACGAUGCCGAACAACUCGAGGUCCGCCACGUUAUUUCACUAGCGCAUCAUGAUGUUAGCAUUUAUGCUGGUGGCAACAAGAUACCCGAUGGAGAGCUUUGGAUUAAACGGAACGCUAUAUGUCUCACUCGGAAACAAAAUGUUGUUGACAUGACCUCCCAGUCAAAACCCUUCUUCUUAUUUUCUGAAAACACUUCGGAGAAGGAAGACUUUUACUUUGCACUCCUUCAAAAUCAAGAGCGAAGACCUCAGGCGCAGGACAAUGCUCCCGCCCCACAAAAGUUUGAGGUCAAGCAUAUCGUGAAGCUAGUCCAGCUGUUGCAUUCCUCGGAAGAGCAUUUACAAAUCAGUUGGUUCAACGCUUUGAUCGGAAGACUCUUCUUGGCUCUCUAUAAGACCGCCGAAGUUGAGGACUUUGUCAGAAUGAAAAUUACCAAGAAAAUUGCUCGGGUGAAGAAGCCUACAUUUCUUACUGAUAUCGUCAUUCGCAAAAUUGAAAUGGGGGAGGCCGCGCCAUCCAUCACCAAUCCACGGCUGAAGGAGCUCACGGUGGACGGAGAUUGCUGUAUAGGAGCUGAUCUCGAUUACUCCGGAAAUUUCAGACUCGAAAUUGAGACAACCGCCCGGAUCGAUUUGGGUUCGCGCAUCAAGCCGAGAGAGGUAAAGUUGGUGCUGGCAUUGGUUUUGAAAAAGCUACAGGGCCAUGUCCUCAUUCGCUUCAAGCCUCCGCCGAGUAAUCGUCUCUGGUUCUCUUUCGAAAGCAUGCCCAAAAUGGAGAUGUCUAUCGCUCCGGUGGUGAGUUCGCGACAGAUCACAUACGGAUUCAUUCUCCGGGCCAUUGAAAGCCGCAUCAGAGAAGUCUUUGCGGAGACACUUGUUUUUCCUCAUUGGGAUGACGCACCAUUUACCGAUACUUCAAGGCAAAAGUUCCGGGGUGGAAUUUGGGCCGACGAUCAAUCCGUGCAGGCGCCUGAGACGAAGGUGGACAAAGCCGCAGAAGAGGGCGAAGUGGAAAAGACGAUGAGCAUGCCAACUUUGUUCUCUAAUGACAGCCAGUCAUCCCUCAGUCAAGUUUCAUCUUCACGCAAAGCUAGAAACGACACAUCUUCACCGCUCCCAGAACCCAAAGACGUUGGGGUAAGCUCUGGAUCAGAGCCCAGGAGCCCGACACAAAAGCCAAGGGGGAUGAGAACACAUUCAUUCGCUUCUUCCGCUACGCCGGUUGUUGGAAUGGACACAACUACUGUUGACGCGGUCAAGAAUGAUACCUCAAAGUCCGAGAAGCCGGACGCAACAAGUGUAAUGAUAGCUAUCAGCAGCCGUUCGCAACCAGGAUCGCCAACCGCAACGCCUGUUGGCUCCCCACCAAAAUGCACACCUUUGUCGCAGGCCAAGGACAUCAGCAGGGCUCUGAACUUUUCCAACAUUGAUAACGCUGCAAACAAUCUUCCCUCCACCGAAAGUACCCAAACAGACUGGGAUUCUGGAUCCCAUCCGCCCAGCCCGCCCAGCUUUGCCACCACCAGAUCCACAAGCAUCGCGAGCGAAAGCUCUUUGAAGGAACCCAGUCGCACUCCGUCCAUGCGCUCAAACCCUACGACGGAGAAACGACAAGCUCUAGCAUCAAUCGGCUCAGCUACUGCUGCCGCUGCAAAAAAGUGGGGUUGGGGCGUACUUGGCCGCAGCAAUGAAAGAAAACCCAGUUUCGACGGAGUCGAUGAGGGGGAGAAAUUGGGCACUCCUGCACACCCGAUCGGCCGUGGUCGUCCGCUUCCACCGCCAGGUACACCACUGCCUCCACCGGACAGAAGAUCUUCUACCAAUCCUCUUCCCAUUCCAAAGCGCAAACCACUUCCGCCGCCUGCACUUCCUCAGCGAAACCAAUCCAAAUCGAGCGAUCGGCCUGUUCCACCACCUCCGCUCCCGGCUCGUCAGCUCAAGGGGGAUGGGCCUAAAGACACGGGAAAUGAAGGGGAGCUUCUUGUGGUAGCUGCUCCACUGGACUCCGAGCCGUCUAGCCCUCUGCUUGAAGACCAGGAUGAGACCCCGGAUACUUUCAAGUUGGAUGAGGACCUUGCAGAUGGUCAAUCGACUAAUCUACGAGAUGCUGAUUCAACGCGGAGAUCAUCUGUCGCCACUUCAAACUCAUUGGAACGGAAGACGUCAUCUAAUUCCGAUGACACAAAGCUGCAGAAAGAAGGUGGGUCGACGGACGAUGCCCGAACGGAGACAGGCGAGCAUACAUGA
This is a messenger RNA of Xylona heveae TC161, 2730 nucleotides long. RefSeq lists its product as hypothetical. Gene Ontology annotation, molecular function: lipid binding. NCBI's taxonomy places the organism in Eukaryota, Fungi, Ascomycota, Xylonomycetes, Xylonales, Xylonaceae. Bases 1 to 2730 code for a protein of 909 amino acids. The record is from RefSeq and is a predicted model, not a curated record. The transcript is spliced from 3 exons. Gene Ontology annotation, biological process: phospholipid transport. Gene Ontology annotation, cellular component: ERMES complex; endoplasmic reticulum.